Leishmania braziliensis MHOM/BR/75/M2904 is the source of this 276-nucleotide messenger RNA. RefSeq lists its product as hypothetical. The transcript has a single exon. The record is from RefSeq and is a predicted model, not a curated record. Bases 1 to 276 code for a protein of 91 amino acids. NCBI's taxonomy places the organism in Eukaryota, Euglenozoa, Kinetoplastea, Trypanosomatida, Trypanosomatidae.
AUGGAGACAAACCCGUCCGUCAGCUCAAAGCAGCACCGCAACACAUACCAGCGCUACUACCGUGCCUUCGCAAAGCGGGUGCGACCGGCGCUUCAGCAGCUUCUACUUCAGCAGAGAGUCAUUGGUCUCGGCACCCGUGGUGGCGACGGCGGCGUGGGCGCAGCAUCGCGGCUGUCGUGGCACCGUGGAGAGGACACUAGCGACGUGCUGCAGGUGUCAGAGGUGUACUUUCAGCGACUGUGCGAGGUUGCUCAGUGCAACAGCCUUGGGGUCUAG